AUGGAAACGACUGAUGCGACGAGAACCAGAGAUACAACAGAAUCCGUGAAUAGAGCGAAGGAGGACGCGGGAGCCAAGUUGAAGGCUUGUUUUGACGAUGUUGACAACAAUUACAAGAAGUUAGUAGCCACACUCGUGUCCCCCCUUUCCUUCUCUGUCUAUCGUCUUGAUGUAUGAUACUUCAUACUGUGUGAAUCAACUCCACGUUCAAUAUGCUAAUGCGAAUUGAAGAUACAAGGAGGGCACCGACAAAAUUAGAGUCUUCCUCCAGACAUUUGGCAAAGCUGGCGUGAGAGCCCAACCUGAUGAUACAGACGCAAAGCGUCAAGAGAAGCCUCCAGGGAAGUCCAAAAGAAGGCAGAGAGAAAAGCUCCAUGUAAACAAAAAGGAACAGAAAGAGGGGGAGAACAAACUUCAUACACCAAAGUACCCCAUCACACAGGGGCAAUAUAUUAAGUUCGCAGAAGCAAUCGCCAAGGCAAAAAUCUCGGUUCCGAAGCACAUUAAGAAUGUGAUAGACGAGGUGAUUCUGCGUCACUGAGAGAUGCAUCAAAAACACAAAAAGAUGGGUUCGGAAUGGUGGGACAACCAACGUCACUUGAAUUUCAUUCAAGUUCUUGAGAAAGUCCGAGAAUGUGUGAAGCAUUGCCCUGGACAGCGAGAAGAAGAUGGGGAACGAGAAGCAGAAGCUUCGAGUGCGGUUCUGGCAGACCAGCUUGGAGACUUAACUACCAGCAAGCAGCCAGCAAUCUUGUCCGAGAAGGAAGCACAAACACCCGCAGAGGAAAUCGGCAUUAAGAUACCGGAAGACUCGUCCAUUCAAUCGGCGCAAAUACUUGACGACGAAAUCGAGAUCGACGCUGACCCAAUACAUAAUUUGAUGGAAUACCUCGGUAUCUUCUUUUUACAAAUGAAGUCCGUAAGAGAUUUCGUGCGAUCGAUGUGGAAAAAAUACAAUCAAAAAGAGGUCGAUCUUGAUACCGUAUGUAACAUAACCAACAUGGUUAUUGAGAUGAUUGUUGUCAACAUUGCACGCCGAAAGGAGAUAGUCUCCCAGUUCGAAGCCGCACCUGAGGAAGAAGAGUGGAUCCCUUGGGCAUAUGAGCACUUACGCUCCGAAAAGGACACAGAAUAUACCGCCAAGGACUUCGACAAACUGGUUGAAGAAAAAGCUGAGAGCGCAGAUUUUGUGGGCUACUUUGCCUAUAGAUCACUCAAGGGGUUUUUUGGACGCGACAACAAAGGCUCGCUUCAGGAGUUUGUUGAUGCGAGCCAAGGAGUUAAAUACCAAAACAUUCCUGAUGGCAAUUUCCAUAUGCGAUAUCAAAUGGACGACGCAUUACUUCGUCGUUUGUGUUUUGCUCUAGAUGCAACCAUUGAACAUGGAGUCCAGUUUCGAACAGAAGACCAGAUUACAAGAAUGUACAAGAAGUCAAAACAGACACCAUCGAAAUCGCUUUCAAUGGAACUGGUCAUGACAUUGCAGAUCUACCUCGACAUAGUCCACACCCGUGUGGACUUUACUCGAGCUUGUAAAGAUCUCAGGGCAACCGGAGACAGAAUCGAUACAGUUGCGAAGGAAUACUAUAGACAAGAAACAAACGAGGAACUACAAGGACUUGGAAAGAGAAGCAAAACUGACCGGAUAGCUCUUACGCACAUGUUACGCGAUGUUAACAAGUGGAUAAAAAACGAUCCUUUCAAAGCGCUAUCAGAGGCGAUUGGCCCUUUCGUUGAAUCGACGGCAAAAUAUGAGGAGAACAUUCUUUACCGGAUCCACCCCAGGUUCUGCGGAACGAUGGAUAACUGGUUUAAAAACAAGAUGCUCACAAAUUCCAUAAUUUGUGCAAACAAUUUCGACUCCAUCGUUCCUGCAGCACAUCUGUACCACGCCGCAAGAAAGUUGAGGCUUCUGGAUACCACAUGGCAAGACAUGGAGCAUAUCUUGGAGGAGAACCCCACGUUGCUUGGUAAAACUCAAGCCGAAGGUCCUGCACACUUCUGGAUUUGGGCAUGGUGGUUCAACACCAAUAACAAGAGGGAACAUUACCAGAUUGGGAUACUUCGUGUCAAUGCACCAAUUCAAGCCAUGUUUUUCCCCAGUCAGUACCUCUGCGAUUACUAUUUGGCUGUAGGUGAUCAUGUUCCCGAGGCCACAGCAGAAAUGGCCACAUCUGAUGGUGCAGUAAAUCUCCUCGAGCGCGUUUCCAUUUACCUUUCCAGCAAUCGUACCAAUCUGAACUUUGAUUACUAUGCGAUGCAACAAAGUUGCGCUCGUCUGUUAUCAGGUAUCAAGCAGGGCUUGAUCGAGAGACUAAAAGCUAUUAAGCCCAAACAUAUCAGCAGAAUCCCAGAGGAUAAGAUAGUGAUCAAAGAUAUGACCGAGAACUGGGAGGAUUUGAUGCACAUUCCGCAACACAUAUUCUCGUUCCACCCUGAUAUUGUGAAUGAGGUCUUCAUCGGCACAGAACUCAAGAAACAACUCCCUAAAGAUAACGAAAUGAUCGUUCAAGCAGCCGCGAUGAUAGCAGAAGUGAUCAAGAAGAAAGGCUCGGUCAACAUUGACAAAGCCAGGGAGCUUGCACCGACCGCUAUGUCGAAGGAUGAGGGGCGGAAGAAGAUACUCUUAUCAUUAGGGCUGGCCCCUGAUCCAGUUGUCGAGACUCAUGAUCCAGAUGUCGAGACAGAUGACGAGAUUUAUGCCAACGAGAUGGAAAUGUAG
This is a messenger RNA of Hymenoscyphus albidus, 2722 nucleotides long. NCBI's taxonomy places the organism in Eukaryota, Fungi, Ascomycota, Leotiomycetes, Helotiales, Helotiaceae. The record is from the annotation of a GenBank genome assembly.